This is a messenger RNA of Epinephelus moara (kelp grouper), 1231 nucleotides long. RefSeq names its product leukotriene A-4 hydrolase-like. The record is from RefSeq and is a predicted model, not a curated record. Gene Ontology annotation, biological process: peptide catabolic process; leukotriene biosynthetic process. Gene Ontology annotation, molecular function: epoxide hydrolase activity; aminopeptidase activity; metallopeptidase activity. Gene Ontology annotation, cellular component: nucleus; cytosol. The transcript has 9 exons. The coding region runs from base 71 to 946 and encodes 291 amino acids. NCBI's taxonomy places the organism in Eukaryota, Metazoa, Chordata, Actinopteri, Perciformes, Serranidae.
GUUAGCAUGCUGACUGUAGCUGUUUGUCCUUUCCAGGCUCAACGAAGGUCACACGGUGUACCUGGAGAGGAUGAUCGGCAGGUGUAUGGACAGUGAACAGUUCAGACAGUUUAAAGCCAUGGGGGGCUGGAAGGACCUGCAGGACUCGGUGAACACUUUUGGAGCCAACAACCCUCUGACCAACCUGGUUCCCAGCCUGCAGGACGUCAACCCCGACGACGCCUUCUCCUCUGUGCCCUACGAGAAAGGCUUUGCUCUGCUGUACCACCUGGAGGAGCUGAUGGGAGGGCCAGAAGUGUUCAUGGGAUUCGUGAAGUCGUACAUCCAGCUGUUUGCCUACAGCAGCGUCACCACGGAGGAGUGGAAGAACUACCUGUACACCUACUUCAAAGACAAGGUGGACAUCCUGAACAAGGUGGACUGGAACGCGUGGAUGUUCACUCCUGGGAUGCCUCCAGUCAAACCUCAGUACGACACCACGCUGGCCGACGCCUGCAUCGCUCUGAGCCAGAAGUGGAUCAAGGCCAAAGACCAGGAUCUGAGCAGCUUUAAGGAGUCGGAUUUGAAGACGCUGUCAUCCCACCAGCUCAUCGAGUUCCUGUCCCUCCUGCUUCAGGAGGAUCCUCUUCCUCUGACUCACGUGAAGAAGAUGCAGGAGGUUUACGAUCUCAACACCUGCAUGAACUCUGAGAUCCGCUUCAGGUGGCUAAGGUUGUGUGUUCGAUCCAAAUGGGAGGAAGCUGUUCCCAUGGCAAUGAAGAUGGCGACAGAGCAGGGCAGGAUGAAGUUCACAAGACCGCUCUUCAGGGAGGUCUUUAACUUCGAGAAGUAUCGUGAUGAAGCCAUUCAAGUGUUUCUGGCCAACAGAGCAGCGAUGCACCCGGUCACCUCCGGACUGGUCGCCAAAGACCUGAAGGUGGACGCCACCAACACCACCAGUCUGUAACACCAGAAACCAGUGUGUAAAAAGAAACCAGUAUUAAAGCAGCUGACAGGAAGUUUGAUUUGUGUAGAUUUUGGCGUUCCUGUGGCUCCACCCCCUGGAUGCAACUUAUUUCUGAUUUCCAAGUGAUGAUGUCAUCAUCAGAACUUUGUGUCAGGAUGUUUCAGAACCAGCUUUAAACUCGACAGUAUAAAUCACCUGUUCAUCAGGACUUUGUUUGGUUCAGUUUUUCCUCUCGACACUUUUCUUUCUGUAAAUGAAGAAGAAAUAAAAUGUGUCUGAAUUAAA